UAUUUACAUAUUUAGUUGCAGCAAGGUGAGAAGAGAGGGCUUAUGAUUCACCCGAAAAAACUGCAAUUCAAGAAGAAGAAGAAGAACAAGACCACCCUUGUUCCUUGUGAAAAAAAGAAAAAAAAAAAAAGAAUCAGUAACAGAUAGGUAGACCCCAUGGAAAGCAAACAAAAUAGCAGCACCACAACCACCAAAAUCAGCAAAGAUAAUGCUCACAAAUCACUGUCAAAACAAGUAGUGGAACACGGAGACCUCUACUCUCCUUUUCAUGCAAGGCGAAAACAGACAAGUAGUAAUUAUAAGCCCAUUUGCAAACAAGAAGAAGAGGAGAUGGGAGUGGUGGAGGAGAUGAGAAGGCAUGUGGGAGUGAUAAAAGAGAGGAUGCUGGAGAAGUUAGCUGCUGCUGCUGUUCCUGCAGAUGCCUUGGAGAGUGCACGUCACUUGUUGGAAACUACUGUUAAGGAUGUUACCCUUGCUGCUCAUGGGGUUACCAAGGAUGCUUUGAACCGCAUCAAGAAUCAUCUUGUUGACAUCCUCCCAUCACUCUCUCCUGCCAUUACUAGAAAGAUGGUGGAUGAUGCUGCGAAAGAAGCUAACGGAGAGACAGGAAGGAAAGAUGAAGAAGAGGAGCAAGAAAACCGCAAUCAAACUCCAACUCCAACUCCAACUCCAACUCCUACUCCUAAUAACGAUAAUAACAAUAAUAAGUCUCCAUCUGUAUCUCCAACUUCCUCUUUAUUUGCUUCAGGAAAACCAUUUUCAAGGCUCCUUUGGAUGUCCCUCAAAAGCAUUGUGCGUGAGCUGAGGGAGAUGAAAGAUGGAAUUGGAAGCAUUUCAAGACGAGGGGUCGAAGGGAAGCAUUGGCGUGGUAGGACAAGGUCACAUAUUGCACCAGAUGAAACACCGCCUGAUUCUGAGCCAAUUCAACAGGGCCAGUGGGCAAAUCUCCCACCAGAAUUGCUCUUGGAUAUCAUUAGGAGGGUAGAAGAGAGCGAGACAUUGUGGCCUGCUCGUGCUGUUGUUGUUUAUUGUGCUUUGGUUUGUAGGUCAUGGAGGGAAGUCACUAAAGAAAUUGUCAAAACGCCUGAGCAGUGUGGGAGGCUAACAUUUCCUAUCUCAUUGAAGCAGCCGGGUCCUCGUGAGUCUCCCAUACAGUGCUUUAUUAGAAGAGAAACUGCAACUUCAACAUAUCUAUUGUACUAUGGUUUGGUGCCUUCCGAGAAUGAGAGUGACAAAUUGCUAUUAGCUGCCAGAAAGAUCAGAAGAGCGACAUGCACAGACUUCAUUGUAUCCUUGGCUGCAGAUGAUUUUUCACGAGCCAGCAAUACAUAUGUUGGUAAACUGAGGUCUAACUUUUUAGGAACCAAGUUCACUGUAUUUGAUAGCCAACCUACAUGUGAAGUGCCAAUACAACCAGCUAGCCGUACACAUCGCAGAUUCCAUUCUAGGCAGGUGUCUCCAAAAUUACCUGCAUGUAAUUAUAGUAUAGGCACCAUCACCUAUGAGCUCAAUGUUCUCCGUACAAGAGGGCCAAGGCGAAUGCACUGUGUCUUGCACUCAAUACCUGUCUCCUCUAUUGAGGAGGGGGGCACUGCCCCAACGCCAACAUCAUUCUCAGAGACUUUUGAUGAUUGGUUAUCUUUUUCAUCAGGUUCAAAAGGAAAGGAAUCUGUUUUUGAUGUUAGUUCUGCAAGCCCCUCAGAGUCGCCGGUAAUAAUCCAUGGUUCUGGAGAGCCCCUUAUUCUUAAGAACAAGGCUCCUAGAUGGCAUGAGCAGCUUCAGUGCUGGUGCCUAAAUUUCAGAGGGCGGGUUACAGUCGCAUCUGUUAAGAAUUUCCAACUUGUGGCUGCUGUGGGCCCAUCCCACAAUGUGCCAGCUGCAGAGCAAGAGAAGGUGAUCUUACAGUUUGGAAAAAUCGGAAAAGACAUCUUCACCAUGGAUUAUUGCUACCCUCUUUCUGCCUUCCAAGCCUUUGCAAUCUGCCUGAGCAGCUUUGACACCAAACCAGCCUGUGAAUGACAGAUGUGGUGCCUGCGCAGAAAUCACUGCCAUAGUUUGCUCUUUUCAGUUCUGGAAUAUUUGUGCACUCUAUGUGCAGCUCAUCAGACACAGCCGUUCACAGCUGAACUUAGCCAUGUAAUCCUUACUUUUUCUGAUCAUGGAACUUGACUUAUAUUUUGUUUCA
Molecule: messenger RNA, 2185 nt
Organism: Ricinus communis (castor bean)
Lineage: Eukaryota; Viridiplantae; Streptophyta; Magnoliopsida; Malpighiales; Euphorbiaceae
Product: tubby-like F-box protein 2
Exons: 6
Coding region: 157-2019 (620 amino acids)
Molecular function (GO): protein binding
Source: RefSeq, a predicted model, not a curated record